Messenger RNA from Micropterus salmoides (largemouth bass), 2233 nucleotides. RefSeq names its product phosphatidylinositol glycan anchor biosynthesis, class C (gene pigc). The transcript is spliced from 3 exons. Gene Ontology annotation, cellular component: membrane; glycosylphosphatidylinositol-N-acetylglucosaminyltransferase (GPI-GnT) complex. The coding region runs from base 130 to 1014 and encodes 294 amino acids. NCBI's taxonomy places the organism in Eukaryota, Metazoa, Chordata, Actinopteri, Centrarchiformes, Centrarchidae. Gene Ontology annotation, biological process: GPI anchor biosynthetic process. The record is from RefSeq and is a predicted model, not a curated record.
CUGGUUGUAUUGUCGUGUCAACGCCGGACGUAUUGGUAGUUUCAUGCUAACAGCACCGGUCAACCGUCAAAACCCUGUUCAGGAUAGACUGGCUCACCUGACAGCUAACGCAGCGUUACAAUCAGGGUGAUGGGGCCAGACAGUGUCCCAGGUCCAGCUGUGCCCUGGCGGAAGGUGCUGUGGGAGCGCCAGCCAUUCCCAGAUAACUAUGUGGACCAGCGGUUCCUGGAGGAAUUGCGGAGGAAUGAGGGCAUCCGGCAGUACCGCUACUGGGCUGUGGUGAAAGAAGCAGGCUUUGUGGGACAGCAGCUGUCCUGUGUGGCCAUUUUUAUCACCCUUUGGCUCUACAUGGAGCAGGGUCUGCUGCCCCCUGAGACGCUGUUGUGGACCAGCCUGGUCUGCGCCCUGCUGGGUUAUGGACUGCACCAAGCCUUGACGUCUCAAGUUGAAUCAGGCUGUGAGCCUCGGACCCGUCUGGCUGACUUACAGAGUGCCGCUAUUUUUCUUUCCUUCACCUUUGGAUUCUCACCAGUUCUAAAGACACUAACAGAGUCUGUGAGCACCGACACUGUGUAUGCCAUGUCUGCUGUGAUGCUGCUGGCCCACCUGGUGUCAUUCCCGUACGCCCAGCCCUCACCCCCUGGCAGCCUCUCCCUAAAUGCAGCCCUGUUUGCCUCAGUGUGUUUAGCCUCGAGGUUGCCCGGGGCUCUGCACACCUUUGCCAUGCUCAGCUGUGCCCUGAUGGUGUUUGCCCUGUGGCCCUGCCUGCUGCAGAGGUUGAGGGAGAACGCCCCUAGCCAGUUUAUGGGGUUGUGUGUGGUUGUGUGUAUCGGAGGGGUAGGUGGCCUGGGGUCCCAGUCGCCAGGGGGAGCCGUGCUCUUAGCCCUGGCCUUGGGGAGUGUUACAUUGCUCUGCCCGCUUCUGCUAGUGAGGCUGCAGAGACACAAGGACAACAUCCAGGGACCCUGGGAUGAAGCUGAAAUUCACGAGGACCUCAGCCACUUCCUUAACUAAUGGACCGAGCAAAGAGGAGCACAUGGUGCAAGCCAAUUGAGAAUUUUAUAUGAAUGAAUUUACUGUCAGUCUGCAGUAUUAAGUUGGUGCUGUACAUCUAAACUAACAAACUCUUUUAUCAUUGGUCCACAUCUGUUUAAAGUAUAAAGUAUAUCUUCUGCUUCUUCUGCUUCUGCUUCUGCUGGGACAGCCCUGACAACAUGUCUCUCGCUGAGAAUAUGAAGAUGCUUUUAAUGUCCAAGCUGCUAUUGUCUUAUAAAACCUCAGGAUUUUAUAUAAAAGGUAUCAACUAAUGUGCAAUGCUGACUCAUAUAACUGGACACAUUCUGAUGCUGUGCACCAAUUUGCUGUCAGUGAUUUUUUAAUAAUCUGUUGGAGACGUUGCAUGCGCUUGGUAUGUUGUAGAUGUGUAUGAAUGAACAGGCGUGUUAAAAUCAAACAUUACAAGUACAAAUUAAUAUUUUAAAUGGUUUUGCAAUAAGAAAAAUCACGAGUGUAAGUUAUUUAAUAAAAUAGUAUUGUUUAAGCUGCACUACAGUUCAAGUGUAAUGCAACAGUAAUGAAAUUAUAGCUUAAAAUGUAUUGUUGGUGAUACAUGGUGCUCACACAGUGAUCUGAAAGUCAAAAUUCUAUCAGAUGGGCGAUCCUGGAACCAAAUCUUUUCAAAUGGGGGUCCAUGGUCAGUUUAGGGGUCCUUGAGCUGAAAAAGUUUGAGAACCACUGUUUGACAAGGAAAUUUGGUUAUGGAAUCAAGGAAUCAUUUGAUUAUGAUUCUUAAAUAUUGACAAUACAGUUUAAAUAGUGUUUUGUAUGGAGGGCCAGUUUGCCUGUCAACAAUUUAACAAAACAAUAACAGCUUUUAUUUUUAUUAACCUUAUUCCUGUUCAUCACAAAGGGCGGGGAAGUGCUGCUUUCUCGGGUUCAUCCGCCAUGUUGCAUUCCCGGCCGCGCCCCUGUCAGUGACGUCACAAUGGCGUUGCUAGUUAAUGAGAAACACCUGUUGAAAUUGCCUUUCAGCCCGUACAGAGCAGCACAGCGGUGUUUGGAUGACCUCUCAGAUUUUUCAGCGUGAGCACCAUGUUCACACACAUGCCCCUUUUCUUCCAUUUAUUCAGCAUCCCAUGAGAGGAAGACUGGAAUUGUUGUCGCUCGUUUAUUUUUUGUUUUAUUUGUUUGGUCUUGUUUUUGUUUCAAAAUAAUAAAGACCAGCAAACGUUAC